GCAAUCCCUCCCCUGCAACUCUACUGUAUGGAAAAUCAUGCCCGAUCGAUGCAUCGAACCCGAAUCCUGGGAGGAUCGAAACUUAUCCGCGUCAUCCAUCUCCUUGCCCUUAUCCGAUCGCUAUUAGAGCUCUAGCUCGUCCAGGCAUGUGCUGGCGAUCAUAUCCACACCGUUUGCUUACACCCUAAGCUAAGCCCCAACAAAAUCCCCACCCCUCUGCCUUUCCUCUCGAAUGCAUUUCAUCGAGCACCUUAUGUGCGUGCCUCCAUAGCCAUUGCUUGAAGCUGGAGCCGGUGCUGACGACCGCGGGAGCUGUGGCUUCGGGAUGCCUCUGCUGCUGCUGCUACCUUGGAUCAACUCCGGGUGCCGUUGUGACCUGAGGACCUGCAGUCAAACACCUGCGCGCUCGCCGUCGUCGUCCACCUCUGCUUCAGUGCCGUCUCCCCACCACAGCAUCGAACAUCGCCGUUUCGCCGCCUCUCGAGUAGAUUUGUUCCCAACAAGUCCUACCGAACUCAGCCUUAACGGAAUAAGGGCAAACCCAAGCUUUAGAUUCAAAUAACAAUGUUAAAAUUACAAAGUUAUAAUCGACGAUGUAAACAAGGAGCACAGUUGCCUCUUAAAUCAAAGAGAUAAUUUAUUUUGAUCCUAUUCUAAAAGCUUACUACUAACUUGGUCCUCUUUUCCAACUUUAUUCAUUUAACCCCACUUGCUAUUGGAUCGUCUUCUUUCUAUAGAGUAAAUACAUCUCUUCUUUCUAUAAAUGUAAAGCCCACUAAACACCUAAAGUUCAACAUGCAAGUAUAGUAUUUAUUAGCAUUUCUAAAACCUAUAUCCAAGUAUGCCACCUCACCCACUAAGCAUAAAAAACUAAACAUGCAUGUAUAUGGUAAGGGCAACACUAAUAUAUAUUAUCAACAUGGGUAUUAGUGUCGGACUAAACGAUAGGCGGUAGUAGGAAGAGACCCCAUCCACAAUGCUUAUUUUGGCGAGAUGGCAGUAAGGUGGGGUCCACAGGGUAAAAAAGAUCGACGCUACUCAAUUCCUUAGCUGCUGCCGGAGUAGUGCUACUGGCUGGUUGUCAGAAAACACUGAGCACAUGCAUUUUAUAUUCUAUUGCUGCCAGUAGUAGUGCUACUGCUGGGUUGCAACUGUGCACCACUCCCACAGUACCAGAUAGUAAGCAGUCAUUUAAUACUUACUACCUGGUUUUUUAAUAUUGUGGGUGUCCUAAUUAUAUCUACAAUUUAUUUCAUUCUAAAACUAAAUAUAUACAUGCUAAAUCAUCAUUCUCAGAUUAUUUUUAUAGUAUUUUCAUCCAAAUUAUUUCAUCAUUUCUCCAUUAUCUAACAUAUAUUAAUCAUUCUUAUUCUCAAAUCAUUUUCAUAAUAUUUCAAUCCAAAUCAUUUCAUCAUUUCUCUAUUAUCUAACAUAUAUCCCGCAGCAAAGCGCGGAGCAUUUAGAGAAUGAGCAAGACCAAAAUGCUCCUGAAGAAAUAUGUCAAACUAUCUGUUUUGUCGCAUAUUUUAGUCAAAUUUUCAUCGCAUAUUUUAUAGGAAUAAAGUGAAACAAAACAGGGUCAAAAAAUAAAAAGAGAAACUAGAUCAAAUGAGUAAGGGCAUGAAUGAUAUUUUUUCCUAAUUAGUUAACAUCCUUUAGGCUGAGUUCUUAUCUCCACUUUUCCCAACUCACCUCCCCCGUUUUCCACGCACACGAUUUUCAAACUACUAAACGGUACUUUUUUUACAAAAAUAUUUCUAUAUGAAAGUUACUUUAAAAAAUCAUAUGAAUCCAUUUUUCAAAUUUAUUUUAGCUAAAAAUUAAUUAAUCAUACGCUAAAUGCUGCUUUGUUUUGUGUCCUGAACACAUCCUAAGUUGCAUUCACUAAAUAGGAUCAGACUAGAUGUUCGUUUUUUUAAAAAAAAAGGUCAGAUGAGCAAACUUUAAAAAAUAAUAAAUUAAUUAAUAGUUAGGUUUUAAAACAGGGUAAAAACACAGUUGCUCCUUAAUCAAACCAGAUCCUAAAUUAAUUUCCAUCCUAGAACAGGUGCACGUUGACCACCUGCUAAAUUAGAUGGCAAGCACACACAGCUAGCGCGCGGUAGCAGUAGUCGUAGACCACGCUGGAAUAUUAUUGCGUGUUUCGGUCUGUCCAAGACGAAAACAAAACAAAACAAAACAGCAUCGUAACGUUCAUGCGAAGCACUAACCUUUGCCAAGAACACCAUUAGUAGACGACUAACCCAAUCAAACAAUGCCAUUAUUCAAACACAUCAAGCUGGCAAAAUCUCUUCAGGGACCGGAUGCUCAAACCCAGAAACGUUAUUCUGUCAUGGACUACAUGCGUACCAAAAACUCGCCAGUUCAACCUGAAAUUAUCAAAAAGGGGGAAGAAGAAGCUGUCGCAUAGGUACUAUAGCGAGGUUUCAGGAGGGGAGAUCGUUGAUCGAGGAAGAUGGCGAAGGCUCUCCUCGCCGUCGUCGUCGUCGCCGUGGCGGCGGUGCUCGAGCUGGGGCUCGUCGGAGCCAACUUCCAGGAUCAGUGUGACAUCACGUGGGAGCCACAGAACGCCAAGAUGACGGAGGGAGGAGACCACCUCACGCUCUCCCUUGUCAGCAACUCCUCUGGUUGUAUGCUCCGGACCAAGAAGCAGUUCAUCUACGGCAGCGUGUCGACUCGCAUCCAGCUUGUGAAGGGCAACUCGGCCGGCACCGUCACCACCUACUACACAUCGUCCAUCGGCGACAAACACGACGAGAUCGACUUCGAGUUCCUGGGCAACUCCAGCGGCCUCCCCUACACCUUCCACACCAACGUCUUCGCCGACGGCGUCGGCAGCCGCGAGAUGCAGUUCCGCCCCUGGUUCGACCCCACCGACGGCUACCACAACUACACCAUCUUCUGGAACCCCUGCAUGAUCGUGUGGUUCGUGGACAGCAUCCCAAUCAGGGUGUUCCGGAACCACGAGAAGGAAGGGGUGCCGUUCCCGACAAAGCGGCCGAUGUACGCCUUCUCCAGCAUCUGGGCGGCGGAGGAUUGGGCCACGCAGGGUGGCCGCGUCAAGACGGACUGGACCAAGGCCCCUUUCGUCGCCGAGUACCGUGACAUCGGCCUCAACAUCUGUGAGUGCCCCGGCUCAGGCUCUGGCUCCAGCUCCAGCUUCAGCUCCAGCUCCAGCUCUACCUCCGGCGAUGCCGAGGACCCAGCGUGCGCGCAGCGGUGCGCGACGUCGGACCACUGGUACGCGGCGGAGGGGCUGUGCCAGCUGAGCGACAAGCAGCUGCGGCAGAUGAAGGCGGUGCAGCUGGGCUACACCAUCUACGACUACUGCGCCGACGCCCAGGCCAAGGGACGCCCCGUGCCGCCGGAGUGCAGCAUGCCGCAGUACUGAUCAUGCAUGCGCAUGUCUAGUUUCACUUGAUUUUUCAUGGCAUGUUUGAUUAAUGGCUUCUUGGAAGAAGUAAAUCUCUGUUGUUUUAUUUUGGAUUAUAUAUUAUAUAUGAACAUGAUUAUUUGAUUUGUUCGUGUACUCAUGUUGUUCUUCUCUUUUUUUCCGAUGAAUGCAUUGUGUGUUCUUCU
This is a messenger RNA of Oryza sativa Japonica Group (Japanese rice), 3579 nucleotides long. Its product is annotated as xyloglucan endotransglucosylase protein 7. Gene Ontology annotation, molecular function: hydrolase activity, hydrolyzing O-glycosyl compounds; xyloglucan:xyloglucosyl transferase activity. The record is from RefSeq and is a predicted model, not a curated record. Lineage: Eukaryota; Viridiplantae; Streptophyta; Magnoliopsida; Poales; Poaceae. Gene Ontology annotation, cellular component: apoplast; cell wall. Gene Ontology annotation, biological process: cell wall biogenesis; xyloglucan metabolic process.